Molecule: messenger RNA, 1788 nt
Organism: Venturia canescens
Lineage: Eukaryota; Metazoa; Arthropoda; Insecta; Hymenoptera; Ichneumonidae
Product: MAD2L1-binding protein
Exons: 2
Coding region: 510-1307 (265 amino acids)
Biological process (GO): regulation of exit from mitosis
Cellular component (GO): nucleus
Source: RefSeq, a predicted model, not a curated record
CUCCGCAUUCUUAGGCUUGGCCGCUUGGCUCGGUAAAUCCUAAAAUAAAAUUUCAAAAAACAAAGUUCCAUGAACAUAUUUCGGAAAAAAUAGUUUCAUACGCUCACUAAUAUCUGGAUAUGGAAAUUCAGAAAAAUCAAUUUUACCCGCCAAUCGAUUGAAGCGACGUAUGUGUAGAAUUUAACAAGUUCUCAAUUUCUGAUUAUAACCUACGCCGGAACGCCGCCAUUUACACAGUCGUGAAAAGUAUAAUCGUAAAACAAAAUACAAUACACAAUUGAAUAAUUGAGUCAAACCAAAUGAAACAAUUUUCUGAUCUUAGCACUGCAAACAUAAUUCAACGUAUUUUUCAUAUAUGUGUAAAAAAGUGGUAUAAGUAAUUUUCAUAUAUGGAUCCGAUUGGGCAUUCACAAGUUCCGAAAGCCUAUAAUACAAUUUGGUUAGGUUCAUAUUGAAAGACUGUUCAAAACUCUGGAAUGUUUAGUGACAAAUUCCUAUGAACAUUGUGUAUGUUUAAAAUAAAAAUGUUCGCAAGGAAGAAACAGUAUGAAACAUGUAUUUCGGUAUCCCUGGACGAGCCCUUGACCAGUGAUUCGUGUUCAAAACUUAUAAUGGAAUUCAUUAAAUAUAUACUCUACGAAAAAGAACAAAUUCCAUUCUCGUUCGACACCUUAACAGAAUUACAAACGAGAUUGAAGCCGAACGACAAAAAUGCAAGUUCCACUAAAACUGUACUUGCAGCGUUGAGAAAUAUUUCAGAAAAUCUAACCUCGCAGCUCCAUACUAACGGCUGCGAAGUUCGAGAAGUCAUUGUUAUUAUAGGAGCAACUAUGUUGUCUCCCAAAUUAUGCGUCCGACUGGAAUUGCCUCAGGAAAUAUUGAACAGUCGGUGUCAUAUGGAGUACCAACAUUCUUCGAGGAAACCACUUUUAAAUCUCAUGAGAUCAAUUGUCGAAUGCGAAGAAUUUCAAGAAGCGAUGACGGUGCCUCUCGGUGUGACCAACACGUUUGUGCUACUACAAAAAAGCGACAGUAAUCCAACGUCUGAUUUUUUUUUACCAAAACCACAAUAUAUUCCGCCGACUCAAGCAACAACAUGCUUUGCAAUUAAAUUCAGACAGAAUUCAUCCGAGGUCGUAAAUUGUCAUUGUAAAAACGUUAUAAAAAUUUACCACGACUUUCCGCAGAUAAUUCACGAAAACAAUGAUUCGCAUAACGAUUACAAUAGCAAAGAAAGACAACAUAAUUACCCAUAUUUAUGGUAUCAGUCACGAGAAGUGAUAAAAGGUUUCAAGUUUAUUAGAUGACACUAAAAUUCGGCAUAAAUUGAUUUCACUAAACUAACUCUAUCCAAACAGAAAGAACUCAAGGAACUACUCUUUGAGUCAUUUUGAUUCUAAUUGAGAGGCUCGCCGCCGUUGCUAUUGAUAUGUAUUGUCUAUUGGAUUAACUAUUCCAAUUUCUGUACAAACAAUGGAUUUUAAAAGUGAGAAAUUUUUAUGUUUGUUAUUCCAUUCGUUACUUUCUGUGAGUUUAUCCGCAACAAUCAUGCCCUAUCUUAAAUAAUAUUAAAAAUUUAAUAAUUAAGCUACAGAAUCGAAAAUUUAUGAAAAAUGAACAAUGCCUUAUCGAUUUUUUGAAAUAAUCUACAAAGACUGAUGUAUGAUCACACUCAAAACUGUCGUAUCUUCUAGAACGGAUAAAUAUUUCACUGCCAUUGUGUGAUGAUAAAUACUAAUUGAUAAGGAAUCGUAUGUCAUUUUGAAAAUAAAGAAACAACAUUCAAAA